Messenger RNA from Manduca sexta (tobacco hornworm), 428 nucleotides. RefSeq names its product short transient receptor potential channel 5-like. The record is from RefSeq and is a predicted model, not a curated record. The transcript is spliced from 3 exons. NCBI's taxonomy places the organism in Eukaryota, Metazoa, Arthropoda, Insecta, Lepidoptera, Sphingidae. The annotation marks the transcript as partial.
GUGUACUUACGAUAUUGUAGUGUCCCACUGGGCUAUGGGCCACUCGCCGUGUGGACGCCUCGCCACAUUGGCCACCUUGCCACUCGUGUUUGUGAUCAUGGUGAAUCAUUCAUAAUCAGACCAGUAUGAACCGCGGCUCCAGAGAGGAGUUGCUAGGCAGCUCGCAGGAGGCCCUGCGGAACAGCCAGCAUGAUCUCCGUCACGUGUUCGAGAGACCUCUGACAAGGGAAGAGAAGACUUACCUCCUACAUGCUGAUAGAGGAGACUAUGUUACAGUAAAGAGGUUAAUAGAACAAUUCGCUGGAAGGUCCGACGUCUUGGACAUUAACUGCGUGGACCCUCUCAACAGAUCUGCCCUCAUAGCCGCUAUAGAGAACGAGAAUAUAGAGCUCAUCAAACUACCUCUCGGUUCUGGGAUUAAAGUCAAG